AUGGCGUCUGCGUGGAGACGCGGGGCAGGACCAGGGAACUUCCGAGUUCCCGGAGCGGAGCCAGCGGGAGCCGGGGAGGGGGCGGAAGAGAGCGCGGGCGCGCGUCGGCCGCGCACACCCGGGGCUCGGCGCCGAGCGCGGGUGCGGGCGGACACGGGCCGGCGGGGGAGGCGCCGCGAGGCGCGGUCCAGGAAGGGCGGGAGGGCGGGGCGCUCCGCUUCCCUCGUCCGCGUUCACGCACGGCGCCUCACCUCGGCGUCGCCUCGCGGCUUUCGGGGGUCCCGGGACCCCCCGACCUCCCGUCCCCGGUGGAGAGGCACUCCAGGAGCCGCUCACUCACUUAUUCAAGGCCGCCGCCACCACCUCGGCGUCGGGCUCGCCCUGCCGGCCCCCGCCCCGCCUCCAAGAACACGCUCCUUCCAGCCUCUGGCCAAUCGCUGGGCGGCCUCCGAGGAGGUUCCCACCCCUCAGACUUGCGGCAUCCAAUCCGGGCCCACCGGUCGAGGAAGCCACGCCUCCGCCCGCGCGCGCGCGCCGCUGUCCAGCUCGCCGGCGGGAGCCGCCCAGAGGGCGCCCGGCUCUUCCCAGGGGUGUGCUCCCGGCCCGGCGCCGUCUUCUGACGCAUGCGCGCUGGCGGCCCCGAGCGCGCGUGAACGGAAGGCAACGCCCCCGUACGUGCGCGCGCGCGCGGGCGUAACCCCAGCUAUCGGCUCGGUCUCCUCCAGCCAGUGGCCCUUCCUCCCUUGUCAGUCCCCAUCGCCCGGGGGAUUGUGCCCCACCAUCUUCUGGAUCAGUCGGGGAGCCGGGCUGUGAGAAUGCAUGAUCCCGAGUAGAGGGUGAUCCGUCACGUCCAACCACAGAGAUCCAGGUCCUCCAGGAUUCUAGAGCGUCCGGCCUGAAGCUGCCACUGACUUCCGGUGGCUGGUCCUCUCCGCGCAGCUUCCGGCGUCCCUGGGCCUCGGCUGGCGGUUUCCCGUGUCCGGCGCGUUGUCUCCGUGCGGCGGCUGUGUCCCACAGCGUCCGCUGGGUGGGUCGCGGCGGGGCUGAGGGGCAGCGGGUGGGUCGUCCGGCCUCGGCCUCUCGGGCCAGCAGAGCCCGCGCUGGAGACCAGGUGCCCUCGCCCCCUCCAGAGCCCCGUAGUUCGUUCAUUCGUCCAGCACGUGCUUAGCGACCACCGUUCCCGCUCGGCCGGGUGUCCAGGUGGUGGAGGCGACGUGGUGGGCGGUGGGAGCAGGGGGAAGGUGUUAAGCAGGGGCUCGAGGUGGGGCUGGAAGGAGGAAGGUUCUGGAGUGCGGACUCCAAAGGUGGCUUUCUCCACCAACUGCGAAGAGCGGGAAGGGCCGAGCUCGAGCCGGGGAAACAGGGAGGCGGAGGCUGGGAGGCCGAGGAGCGGAGGAGCCAGUGUAUUGAAUUAAACGAAAGAAUUUACCAGCUCCUCAGAAGCCCUUCUCUUUUCUAGUGGUGACAGUUUCUUUUUGUUAACUCUUUUCCAUACUUUUGCACUGAAUUUUAAAAAGUUUGUUAGAAUCUAAACAUUAAGGUAGAAAAGUAGAUAGUACUGCAUUUUUAAAAACUCAACAAAGAAAAAUGUAUUUAAGAGUAUUAGGUCAGCCCCAGGAUAAAUAAAUAUCUAGUAUUUAGACAAAGAUCAUAUGGGCCUCCUGAGUUUAAAACUAUAAAUUUGUUUCUGAUUUUCCUGACAGUUUAGUAAAAAGCCGAAUUAUCUGUCACACGAUUUGCAUUGAACAUUAAUAAAGAAAUCAUAUUCAUGGGAAGCGGACAUUUUUUGUCACUGAGGUCUGAAAGAAUUUCUCCGAUGACCUUUCUUUAGGUGAUACAGUGGACAUUCUUCCCUAGCUCUGAGGCACGUGCAGUGUAAGGCCUGCGGGGCCCCUCAGUGGAGGUAGAGGUUGUACAAAAGCAGGACACAAACACGUCUCCAGGGGGCCGGGUGGACAGCUGUGUGAUGAUGCUGUCUAACCCAGGAAUAAAACCUGAAGUAUCAGAAGAGACUCAUAAACUAUGUAUCUUCUUAAGUACCUCUCUGUGACUGUUUCAGCAAGGCUGGGUGUACAAGUUACAGACUAUUCCACAAUCUCUGCUAGAGACUCCCUGCUUCUCAUUUACCUUUCAAUCCCCUAUAAGCUGCUUUGCCUUUCCCCUCACUCGGCCCUGAAUCUGUCCUGGAAAAGUUAUCAGUCAUCAAACUAUAGUGAAAGCCAAUGGACAUUCUUCAGUCCUUGCCUUACUGAGCUCUGCUGCAUGUGACACGACUGACUUCUUUAAAAAGGAAUGUUUCACGUCGUUCAAAACAAUGUAAAAAGGUUUAAGUGAAAAAUCUUGGUCCUACUU
Messenger RNA from Equus quagga, 2352 nucleotides. RefSeq names its product translation initiation factor IF-2-like. Bases 1 to 813 code for a protein of 270 amino acids. The record is from RefSeq and is a predicted model, not a curated record. The transcript has 3 exons. Lineage: Eukaryota; Metazoa; Chordata; Mammalia; Perissodactyla; Equidae.